AUGUCUUCUUAUUUAGUUACCAUUCGAGAUACAAUUUAUGCAUUGACAUCAUGUUGCUUUCCAAACCCCUCCAUCUACAUCAACAAGAAGAAUUACAAGGUGAUUUAUCUGCUGGGCGAAGGUGGCUAUUCGUUUGUCUACCUCGUCAAGGAAGAGUCCAGCCAUCGACUAUUCGCUUUGAAAAAGAUUCGCUGUCCUAUAGGUGAUAGAGCGUUAUCAGAUGCGAUGCAUGAAAUCGACAUGUAUCAAUUGUUUCAGAGCGAAUACAUCAUUCGGGUGCUGGAUACAAGCGUAUUGACGGAUCCAGAUGGCACAAAGACAGUAUACAUCUUUUUGCCCUAUUACAAAAGAGGUAAUCUUCAAGACAAUAUUAAUGCAAACAACAUCAACAAGUCAUUUUUCCCGGAAAAGGAUUUAUUGGAAUUUUUCCUCAAGGUGUGCUAUGCACUAAGAGUACUUCACAACCAUCAUGAGUUACCGCCAGCAACUGAAACGACAGCACUAGCAGCAGAACAGGAUCAUAAUGAGGAUGGUCAUUUGGUACCUUAUGCGCAUCGUGAUCUCAAGCCUAGCAACAUUCUCAUCUCAGAUGAUGGCAAAACACCUAUUCUCAUGGACUUUGGAUCGGUCAUGAAAGCGCGUAUUCACAUUCGAUCUCGACAGGACGGGUUGUUACAACAGGACAUUGCUGCUGAAAACUCAACGAUUCCAUACAGAGCACCUGAGCUGUACGACGUGCAAACAGGAUCCACGCUGGAUGAAAAGGUAGACAUUUGGAGUCUGGGAUGUACCAUCUACGCAGCUGCGUAUGGCCAGAAUCCGUUUGAGGCGAGUGUCAAUGAAAUGGGUGGAUCCAUUGCAUUAGCCAUCUUGAAUGGUCAUUACAAGUUCCCGCUUGAUAAAGAGCAAGAUGAUCCGUACAGUGACGAAUUUAAGGCACUGAUUCAAUUCUUACUGGUGAUCGAUCCCAAAGAAAGACCCACUAUUCAUCAAGUCAUUGGAAAGUUGGAAUCCAUCUUACAAUAA
This is a messenger RNA of Mucor velutinosus, 1026 nucleotides long. RefSeq lists its product as uncharacterized. Gene Ontology annotation, cellular component: Golgi apparatus; cytoplasm. The transcript has 5 exons. Gene Ontology annotation, biological process: vacuolar protein processing; regulation of vacuole fusion, non-autophagic; protein phosphorylation. Gene Ontology annotation, molecular function: protein serine/threonine kinase activity; ATP binding. The record is from RefSeq and is a predicted model, not a curated record. Bases 1 to 1026 code for a protein of 341 amino acids. Lineage: Eukaryota; Fungi; Mucoromycota; Mucoromycetes; Mucorales; Mucoraceae.